This is a messenger RNA of Prunus armeniaca (apricot), 1401 nucleotides long. NCBI's taxonomy places the organism in Eukaryota, Viridiplantae, Streptophyta, Magnoliopsida, Rosales, Rosaceae. The record is from the annotation of a GenBank genome assembly.
AUGCUGGAAACUAAGGACCCUGCGAUCAAGCUCUUCGGGAAGAAGAUUCCCCUGCCCACCGACAUCGAGGACCUGGGCUUCACUCAGCCUGAAGAGAAAGAAGUAGAUGUAGAAUCAGAAGAAGAGGACGAAGAAGAUGAAGAAGAAGAAGAGGCAGAGACAGAGCAGGAUCCACCUUCAAGAAAAUCUCCUGAGAGCAUGGAUCAAGAUGAUGGUCCUCCAAACACUGAAGACCCAACAAACAUGGGCAUAUUACCAGAUUCUAAUGUGAACCCAAUGCCACUCUCUAUGGAUGAAGAAAGUCCAAAAUCAAACACUUCCAAGACUGAGAAUACUGAAGCAACCAACUCACAAGAGAAAACCCUGAAGAAGCCUGACAAGAUACUUCCAUGCCCCCGCUGCAAUAGCAUGGACACCAAAUUUUGUUACUACAACAAUUACAACGUCAACCAACCACGGCAUUUCUGCAAAGCCUGUCAAAGAUACUGGACUGCAGGCGGUACCAUGAGGAAUGUGCCUGUGGGAGCGGGACGUCGCAAAAACAAGAACUCUGCCUCACAUUAUCGCCACAUCACCAUUUCUGAGGCUCUACAAGCAGCUCAAAUUGAUGCUCCAAAUGGAGCUCACCAUCCUGCAUUGAAAAGCAAUGGCAGAGUCCUCAGCUUCGGAGUGGAUGCCCCCAUUUGUGAUUCCAUGGCUUCUGUUUUAAAUCUUGCAGAUAAAAAGGUUUUGAAUGGUACUCAAAAUGGCUUUCAUAAAAGCGAAGAACGGGUUAUUCCAGCUCCUUGCAAAGGUAGAGAAAAUGGUGAUGAUAGCUCCAGGGCAUCUUCUGCAACAGUUUCAAAACCACAGUUGCAGAAUGUCAAUGGCUUCUCUUCACAAAUUCCUUGUCUUCCGGGUGUUCCUUGGCCUUAUCCAUGGAAUUCAGCAGUUCCCCCACCGGCCUUUUGCCCUCCAGGUUUUCCUUUGUCAUUUUGUCCUGCACCUUAUUGGAACUGUGGUGUCCCUGGCACUUGGAACGUUCCUUGGUUUGGUCCACAACCUGCUUCUCCAAACCAAAAGUCCCCUAGCUCUGGUUCAAAUUCUCCAACGUUGGGGAAGCAUUCAAGGGAUGGGGACAUUCUAAAACCAGAGAGUUUGGAGAAAGAAGAGCCCUCAAAACAGAAAAGUGGUCGUGUUCUGGUUCCAAAAACAUUAAGAAUUGAUGAUCCAAGUGAAGCUGCAAAGAGUUCAAUUUGGGCAACACUUGGGAUCAAGAACGAUUCCAUCAGCGGGGGAGGGCUGUUUAAGGCCUUCCAAUCAAAAAGUGAUCAAAAGAAUAUUGUCUCUGAAACCUCUCCGGCCUUACGAGCAAACCCAGCAGCCUUGUCUAGAUCCCUCAAUUUUCAAGAGAGCUCAUGA